Molecule: messenger RNA, 1445 nt
Organism: Acanthopagrus latus (yellowfin seabream)
Lineage: Eukaryota; Metazoa; Chordata; Actinopteri; Spariformes; Sparidae
Exons: 8
Coding region: 91-771 (226 amino acids)
Source: RefSeq, a predicted model, not a curated record
CACCCCGGAAGAAAACUAAAUCUUCCCGCCAUAAAAAGAAAAACGCUCCUGAGGACACAGAAAAAGAAAAGAUCUGUACAGAAAGUGACGAUGUCAUUAAAGGCUUUAGAGACCAGGUGGAAAACAGCCCUGACCUCCAUCCUGGAGCAGCUGACCGAGCCAGAGUUCAAGAAGAUGCUGUUCGAUCUGGACAGAAUCCCCCAGGGUGUGAAGAGUGGUAAGGUGAGAGAGGAGAUGCCUCAGAUCAUCAUCCAGUACUUCGGGCCUGAAGGGUCCAUCACUGUGAUAGAAAAAGAAAUGAAGCAGAUACCGAGGAUGGACGCUGCAGUCCAGGACAAGCUGCGACCCUUUGUGGACAAACUGAAGAAACAACAGCAGAAAAAAAAGGAGGCGGCGAGCAAAGCUGCAGCUGGUCAACGGAAGAGCUGCAAAUCUGAAAAGGCUGAUCCUGUUGAACCUGUGAAGCUCAAACGGAAGAUGACACAGAAACAAGAUUUGUCCCAGAAACCAGCUGGAUCCACCAAAACCUCCACGGCUGAUCCUGUUGAACCUGUGAAACCCAAACAGAGGAAGUCACAGAAACAAGAUUUGUCCCAGAAACCAGCUGGAUCCACCAAAACCUCCACGGUGGAUCCUGUUGGAUCUGUGAAGCCCAAACUGAAGAAGACUAAGAAGCAAGAUUCGAAUGGAUCCAUCAAAACCUCCAAGGCUCAGAGUGCUGCUGUCCAGCCCGGGACAAAGAAAACUGCAGGAAUCAAGAAGGCCAGUUAGAAAAGCGCUCGCCUGGAAGUGUUAAUCAAAUAAAGUUACAAACAUCUCAGAUCUUCUCCACUGUGAACGCACAAAAACUAGAAAUCAAAGCUCAUCUAUCAAAAAAACUCCAGACUGGCACAAACUCUCGGCACAAUUCCUCUGUGAUAAAGAUUAAGUUAAAGAUUUCACUGCAUUGAUCAUGUCUAACAGUGAACAUUUACUGGGGGAACCUGAAGACGAGGGAAGCCGAUCAUUCAUCAGGUUCUGUGCCAACUUGACUUUGGCUGUCAUAAAAAGCAGUGGGACAAAUCUUUUUCAAAGAUUUUCACUCAGACUGUUAAACUGAUAUCAACUGUAGUAAAAAGAGAAAAAAAAAGUGUUACAUUAAAAAAGGUGCACAGUAGAAAUAUUCUGACUGGUCAAUGGUAGCAGUUUAAAUGACACUGGCAGGAGAUACUCGUGAUAAAUAUUUCAGUGGAUCAAAUCAGACUUGAAAGAACAUUUAACUGCCGUCUGUUUAGUUUUAGAGAAGCUGAGUUUUAGUUUCAGGAAACGUGUUCAAACGAAAAACUGUAGAGAAAGUAUACAUGUAUCUGUUAGGUGUUGUCUUGACUGUGUCCUCUCUAUUUCUGUUGUUUGACUUAACACUGAAUAAAAAGCGAUCUGUGGCGGGUAACCUGCUGUGACUGUUG